Zingiber officinale is the source of this 631-nucleotide messenger RNA. Its product is annotated as ribulose bisphosphate carboxylase large chain-like. The coding region runs from base 5 to 631 and encodes 208 amino acids. The transcript has a single exon. Lineage: Eukaryota; Viridiplantae; Streptophyta; Magnoliopsida; Zingiberales; Zingiberaceae. Gene Ontology annotation, molecular function: magnesium ion binding; ribulose-bisphosphate carboxylase activity. The record is from RefSeq and is a predicted model, not a curated record. Gene Ontology annotation, biological process: carbon fixation.
AUUCAUGAGUUGUAGGGAGGGACUUAUGUCACCACAAACAGAGACUAAAGCAAGUGUUGGAUUUAAAGCUGGUGUUAAAGAUUAUAAAUUGACUUAUUAUACUCCUGACAACAAAGUCAAAGAUACUGAUAUCUUGGCAGCAUUCCGAGUAACUCCUCAACCUGGAGUUCCACCCGAAGAAGCAGGGGCUGCGGUAGCUGCCGAUUCUUCUACUGUUACAUGGACAACUGUGUGGACAGAUGGACUUACCAGUCUUGAUCAUUACAAAGGGCGAUGCUACCACAUCGAGGUUGUUAUUGGGGAGGAUAAUCAAUAUAUUGCUUAUGUAGCUUAUCCUUUAGUCCUUUUUGAAGAAGGUUCUGUUACUAACAUGUUUACUUCCAUUGUGGGUAAUGUGUUUGGUUUCAAAGCCUUAUGCGCUCUACGUUUGGAGGAUCUGCAAAUUCCUACUUCCUAUUCCAAAACUUUCCAAGGCCCGCCUCACGGCAUUCAGGUUGAAAAAGAUAAGUUGAACAAGUAUGGUCGUCCCCUAUUGGGAUGUACUAUUAAACCAAAAUUGGGAUUAUCCGCAAAAAACUACGGUAGAGCAGUUUAUGAGUGUUUACGUGGUGGGCUUGAUUAUCCAAUUUGA